This is a messenger RNA of Sinocyclocheilus anshuiensis, 1521 nucleotides long. RefSeq names its product cytidylate kinase (gene cmpk1). Gene Ontology annotation, biological process: 'de novo' pyrimidine nucleobase biosynthetic process; pyrimidine nucleotide biosynthetic process. Gene Ontology annotation, molecular function: ATP binding. The coding region runs from base 124 to 783 and encodes 219 amino acids. The transcript has 6 exons. Lineage: Eukaryota; Metazoa; Chordata; Actinopteri; Cypriniformes; Cyprinidae. The record is from RefSeq and is a predicted model, not a curated record.
AAGUGGAAUCUGCCCCGCGCACUUCCUGGACACGCAUCGACCGGUCGUUCAAGCAGCUCUGUACCUGACUCGCAGGGGUCGAUGGUCAUUCAUUAGUGCGGCUCUCUCUUAUCCGCACGGUUUAUGAUUGUGGCUUUGCUGCACAGGCUGUCGGAGAAGCUCCCACGCGUCGUGCACAGGUUGAGUGUGAUGAUGAAGCCGCAGGUCGUGUUUGUUUUGGGCGGGCCUGGCGCGGGGAAGGGGACACAAUGCGCGAGAAUCGUGGAGAACUACAGCUACACUCACCUGUCUGCUGGAGACCUGCUGAGAGAGGAGCGCAGCCGCAGCGGCUCCGAGUUUGGUCAGCUCAUCGACUCCUUCAUCAAAGAGGGCAAAAUAGUUCCUGUUGAAAUCACCAUCAACUUGCUGAAAAAGGCAAUGGAAGAGACCAUGAAAGCCGAUGAAAAGAAGUUCCGCUUUCUUAUCGAUGGGUUCCCACGAAACCAAGACAACCUGCAGGGAUGGAACACUGUCAUGGACGGGAAGGCGGAUGUCAAGUUUGUGCUUUUAUUUGACUGCGGUAAUGAGGUUUGCAUCGACAGAUGUUUAGAGCGGGGGAAGAGCAGCGGACGCACCGAUGACAACAGAGAAAGUCUAGAGAAAAGGAUCCAGACAUACCUCCAGUCCACACGACCCAUUAUAGAGCAGUACGAGAAGCAGGGGAAGGUGCGCACGAUUGAUGCCUCCCGAUCAGUGGAUGAGGUGUUUGCAGAUGUGAAGAACAUUCUGGAAAAAGAAGGCUAAACGUCCACAGCAAAAAUCCAAAUUCUUGAAAAUUAAGGUGUCUGUUUAUUGUCGGCAGCGCUAUGCCUUCAUGUACCGAUAUAUAUACAUUUUUACUCAUUCAACAGUAAAAUAGGGGGGUUUUUUUAGACGCGAGAGUGUGCUUAUAUCUAUGUUUGUAAGUCUGAAAGGAAAACACUUUUGCUGAGCAAGCGAUCCUUACUUGCUCAAUAUUACACUGAUGAGGAACAAUAUUUGAUUAGAGAAUCAAGCAAGCUUGAGCAAUAAUGUUCAGUGCACUUCUGUAGGAAGAGAACAUGCACGCUUCUGCUCUUAACUUCAGGAUAAUCUUUCAUUCAGUGUAUAAAAUACUGCAGUUCCUAUUGGCUCCUGCACUUAACCGUUUCAUUCUCUAAGCUAUGAAUGACCAACAGGAAGCAAGAGUGUUUGAGUAGAUUUCCAGACCUGUUUGUGUUAUAUUUGGUGACAUGUUUCUCAUUGUUUUGUAUUGUAAUCCACAGCAGGUUCUGAGGACCGUUUGCUGGAGAGCUGAGUUUUAGCUGUAUGUUUUUCUUUUAUCAGAUUGUGGCUGCUGUGUUCCAAACACGUGCCAUCUUUGCUCAGGCAGUAGAUUUUAAGAUGUGGGGAAUGGGGGCUCAUGCUUUUAUUUGAUUGUCUCAGCAUCUUGGUGUUGUUCAUGAAGAAACUGAAUUUGUCUUAUUGAUGUGACCGUUCCAUAAAUAGCACAAAACAAUAUAU